AUGGUUGGUUCUGUAUUUGAUGCCAUUAUAUGUGACCCUCCUUAUGGAGUGCGAGCUGGUGGACGCAAAUCUGGUGGUCGGAAGCUGCUAAAGGGGAUUGUGGAACCUUACACUGUUCCUGAUGAUAAAAGAGCAGAUCACAUACCAUCAACUGCAGCCUACAGUUUAGUUGAGUGUGUGCAUGAUUUGUUUGAUCUUGCUGCCAGGAUGCUUGUUAUGGGGGGCAGGCUUGUGUUUUUCUAUCCUGUAUUGCGAGAUGACGAUUUCUCGGAAAUCCAUUUCCCAGAGCAUCCAUGUUUUAAACUUAUUUGUUCUUCGGAGCAGAUCCUUAGUUCACGUUAUAGCAGAGUGUUACUGACAAUGGUCAAGAUAGGUCCUUACACAGAGGAAAUACAAGAGGAAGCUUGGAUAAAACACAUUGAAUUUAGGGAGAACCAUGUGAAGUGGUUAGAAGAUGGUAAUCUUCAUUCUGGAGUUUUCAGUCCAGCUGAUGAUCAGUUAUCUGAGACUGGUGAUUUUAAGUCAAUUAAAGAUCAAAAGCCUAAAUACAGAGGAAAAUACGUUUAG
Molecule: messenger RNA, 567 nt
Organism: Lotus japonicus
Lineage: Eukaryota; Viridiplantae; Streptophyta; Magnoliopsida; Fabales; Fabaceae
Exons: 2
Coding region: 1-567 (188 amino acids)
Biological process (GO): methylation
Cellular component (GO): cytoplasm
Molecular function (GO): nucleic acid binding
Source: RefSeq, a predicted model, not a curated record